Molecule: messenger RNA, 2841 nt
Organism: Pecten maximus
Lineage: Eukaryota; Metazoa; Mollusca; Bivalvia; Pectinida; Pectinidae
Product: lysM and putative peptidoglycan-binding domain-containing protein 1-like
Exons: 3
Coding region: 108-872 (254 amino acids)
Source: RefSeq, a predicted model, not a curated record
UAUAUUACAUUAAUAACUAUAUCUGUAAACAUGUAUUUAUGACAUUCAAGCGUUAAUUUGACACUGUAUCAAAAACAAAUCACGUGAUUUUUGUGUGUUUGGCCAAAAUGGCCGAAGGUGGUGGGAACGAAAAGCAGUUCCUGGGGAAAUUUGUGCAGAAGCAGACGAAGUAUGGAACUACAACAAAAUUGGCCCCGAAAAGUACGACCUACAUUAAACACAGGAUAUCGGAAAAGGACACAAUGAUGGGUAUUGCUCUUAGAUACGGAAUAACGGUGGAACAACUGAAGCGCGAGAACAAACUAUGGACCAAUGAUAGUUUGUUUCUAAGGGAACAUUUACUGGUCCCUGUUGCUAGGGAAGACAUAGCAACACUGCCAGAGGACUUUGAAGUGGUUGACAUUGAUCCUAGAUGUAGGUCAAGGUCAGGGAGUCAGAUUUCAAAUUCUAGUCGUAAAAGCACUGAGAGUGGUGAGCAUGGGGAUUCUACAAACAACAGUGUUUCUGCGGAACCUAAACCCUCACCACUGGACUUUCUUAAUAAAUAUGAUUCUAAUAUAGCACAACUUAAAACUAAUAUGGAAAAAAUGGAAACGAAUGCAAGAUCUUUAACCAAAGGAGAGUCAGAUGAUCCACUGACAUUUCUUCCACGGAAAACUAAAAAUGGUGCUAGACGACAUUCCGGUUCAGCGGUUACCGUUCGACAGUUGGAUACAGGGGGUCAUAGGUCAGACAUGGAAAAACGGAAAACAAACAGUAUGGAUUGUGAAUCUUCGCCAGUUCUUUUGAUUAAGUCUCGAAACAAAACUCGACAAGUUCAGACGUCACGUGAGAAACAGGAACGAGCUAAUGACGAACUGUUUGAAUUAUGAUACUGUUAAUAUUUUUUUUGUUAACUUUGUUUGUUUUUGAGUGAACCGAUAGACAAUACCAGAGCUUCUGUACCUAGUUUAUCUGACGUAGAAACUAUGUCUGGUAUUAAACCCACCCAUCCUGAUUUUGUAGUUGAAUAAAAUGUCAGGAAAUACUAUUUAAUUGUCCUGGAAUAAGGAAUCCCAGCCAUCAUCCCCUCUCAAUUCCUCAUAUCCCCUUCACCCCUAUUUUUUAUUUUUUUUUGUAAUAGCCCCAUGGGCUUAUAACAGGGUAAAUACAGUAUGUAUCGAUACUACAUCUUACAUUUUUACCUUCCCUAUUAAGUAUUAUAUCAAGUAUUAUUGAUUCAGUAUAAAAUAUAGUUUAAAAUGAAAACUAGGCGACAGUUUUUCACUUGUCUACUUCCCUGGCAUGAUGGUACUGUUUUUUUUUUAUACGCCUGUCAAAUUUGAUGGGAGUAUUAUGGUAUGGUGUUAUCCGUCUGUCAGUCUGUCCAUCUGUCCGUCUGUCUGUCCACCAUCUGUCUGUCCAGUGUAAACUUUUGUUUGCCUGGAGAUCUUCUCCUACAUUUAAGGACUUAUCUCUUUAAACCUUUCAGAAGAGAAAAUUCUCCCUAAGGAGAAAUUCUCCAAGAACCAACGUCCUGCAGAGUUCAAAAAGAUGCUUUGUUUCAUCACUGGGUUCCAGGAGGAUCCAUAGUAGAUACAGAGGCCUCUUAAACAAUCCAGGUAAAUAACAAAAUAAAAAGAAGAGUGCCAACUCCUGAAUCCAGGUAUCUAAAUGUUGUAUUGAAAAGGAAUGCUGGUUGCCGACCAGCAUUCCUUUUCAAUACAACGUUUAGAUACCUGGAUUCAGGAGUUGGCACUCUUCUUUUUAUUUUGUCUUUAAACCUUUGUAUACAUUACAAUCAUGACAUGUAUUUUGUGUUACCCUGAAAGGAAUUCUGAUAAAGUUAUUGCCCAUUGUUUACUUCGGUAUUUGAAUUUUGUACGGAGAUCUAUCAUUCAUUUUUCAACUAAUUCCUUUGAAACUUUUACGCUUUAUAAUUGUGAUAUAUAGUUAUUUUUCCGGCAUUUUGAUUCAACUAAUUUUGCAUUUUUUUUCUCCUACGUUUUUCAACUGAUUUCUUCAAUAAUAAGUUGGCUUUAUAACAUCAAGCUGUGUUUAAUAAAUUGGAGAUUACUUUAGUAGUUUCUGAUUACUGGGUACUGGUAUUCCUCAAACUGUUUAGUGUUAGAAUAUCAAAAUAAAAUAUUAAACAUUGACUUUGUAGUGAAAGUAAAGGCUGGAUUAAAAGCAUGCCAUCUAUGACUACUCAUAAAGUGAUGCAAAAUCUGUGGUGGCCAAGUGGUUAAGGUGUCCUGAUACUUUAACACUAGCCCUCCACCUCUUGGUUGCGAGUUCAAAACCCACAUGGGGCAGUUGCCUGGUACUGGCCCUAGGCUGGUGGUUUUUCUCUAGGUACUCCGGCUUUCCUCCACCUCCAAAACCUGGCACGUCCUUAAAUGACCCUGGCUGUUGAUCAUGAUAGGAUGUUAAACAAAAUAAACAAAAUGAUACAGAAUAGCACUAAUGACAUUCAACGGGUGUAUGUUGUUCAGACACACUGUAAUCUUGUUUGCAGUUAGGUAGACAAGAUAAAUUUAGAAAAGAUUUAUGCCAAUUUUUUUUUCAGUUAUUUUUCCUGUGAUAUAAUUUAUUGUUGUAAGAUUUAAUUGUUGAAAUGUUGUUACUUCAGUGUAACACAGGAUUUAUUGAUGGAAGGCAUGGAUUUGUGGCGCCGAUAAUUCUGAUAUGUUAUAAAGAAGGGCAGGUAUCUAAUAUGUAAACUAGCCCAUACCAGUUUGGUUUAAUCUUAAUGUGUUCAUGUAGUUAAGGUAGAUAGCCUCAUAUGAUUGGCAUUUUAAAUAUAAAGAUUAACUUGCAUAAUUGAAUAGAAAUAAACUUCAUUUACUGAAAUUAUUUUCA